Molecule: messenger RNA, 2170 nt
Organism: Sardina pilchardus (European sardine)
Lineage: Eukaryota; Metazoa; Chordata; Actinopteri; Clupeiformes; Clupeidae
Product: zinc-binding protein A33-like
Exons: 7
Coding region: 310-1716 (468 amino acids)
Biological process (GO): protein ubiquitination
Cellular component (GO): cytoplasm
Molecular function (GO): zinc ion binding; protein binding; ubiquitin protein ligase activity
Source: RefSeq, a predicted model, not a curated record
GGACUGCAGUGAUGGACGGCUUCUCUCUGAACUCUAAAAAGAGACUGACAUGAUCCUCAAACUGUGAAUUUGAAAGUGAGAACAAACUACUGUACAAACUUUAUAAACAACUACAGCAAACUAGAGACUAUAGUGGCAACAGGACUACAGUAAUUUCCCGCAUAUAAGCCACAGGACAAUGUUUUAAAGUUAAAAGAAACAAAACCAUAUUAACACCAUAUUAACUGCCCCCCUGAAUUAACCUCAUAUCAGAAGAAAUUUAGCAAAAUCAAUGUAUAAGCUGCGGCUUAUAGUCUGGAAUUUACGAGUAUGUCAUCUAAACCUUUCUCAGAAGAGGAUUUCUCCUGUCCUGUGUGCUGUGACAUCUUCAAGGAUCCUGUACUGCUGUCAUGUAGUCACAGCUUCUGUAAAGUCUGUCUGCAGAAGUUCUGGGAAACUAAGGUGUCUAGAGAAUGUCCAGUCUGCAGGAGGAGGUCAUCAAGGGAACGUCCACCAUAUAAUCUCCAUUUAAAGAACCUGUGUGAGGCUUUCUCACAGGACAAAAGUCAGAGAGCUUCAGCAGGGUCUGAGGUGCUCUGCAGUCUGCACAGUGAGAAACUCAAGCUCUUCUGUCUGGAGGAUAAACAGCCUGUGUGUCUGGUUUGUCAAGACUCCAAAACACACAGACACCACACCUUCAGUCCCGUCAGUGAGGCUGCAGCAGAUAGGAAGGAGGAGCUCAAGAUCAAACUGGAGCCCCUAACAAAGAAACUGAAGAGCUUUGAAGAAGUUAAACUCCUCUGUGAUCAAACAGCAGCACACAUUAAGACUCAGACCCAGCACACAGAGAAGCAGAUGAAGAUGGAGUUUGAGAAGCUUCACCAGUUUCUACGAGAUGAAGAGGCAGCCAGGAUAGCUGCACUGAGGGAGGAAGAGGAGCAGAAGAGUCAGAUGAUGAAGGAGAGGAUUAAGAAGAUGAGCAGAGAGAUCUCAACUCUUUCAGCCACAAUCAGAGCCAUAGAAGAGCAGAUGAGAGCUGAUGAUGUGACUUUUCUGCAGAACUACAAGAGCACAGUGGAAAGAGUCCAGCGCACACUGCAGGAUCCAGAGAGGGUUUCAGGAGCUCUGAUCAAUGUGGCAAAGCACCUGGGCAACCUGAAGUUCAGAGUCUGGGAGAAGAUGCAGGAGACUGUUCACUACACUCCUGUGACUCUGGAUCAGAACACUGCAAGCCGAAGUCUCAUCCUGUCUGAGGAUCUGACCAGUGUGAGACGUGGUGAUAAAAGACAGCUGCUUCCUGAUAACCCAGAGAGAUUUGAUGAGUAUUCCAGUGUCCUGGGCUCUGAGGGCUUUAACUCAGGGACUCACUGCUGGGAUGUGGAGGUUGGCGACAACACACGGUGGAGUGUGGGUGUGAUAACAGAGUCUCUCCAGAGGAAGGGAAACUAUUUCUCCAUGAGUGGACAGUGGAGUGUGGGGUAUAAUGGUGCAUAUGCAGCACUUGCUCCUCCUCAUGCCUCCACUGUCCUCACAGUGCAGCAGAAACUCCAGAGGAUCAGAGUGCAGCUGGACUGGGACAGAGGAGAGCUGUCAUUCUCUGACCCUGAAAACAACACACUCCUACACACUCUCACACACACUUUCACCGAGAAAGUGUUUCCAUACAUUAACAGUGGAGAAUUUCCAAUGACAAUCUUACCAGCGAAUGUCUCAGUUAGAGUAGAGCAGCCCAGUUAGAGCUGAUAGUGUCUCUGUGUGGACCAGAACUGAUCAACAUGAGGAGAUGAAUCAGUUAGAGGAGACUGAGAGAAAACACCACUGUGGACCGAAUGAAAUCACCAGCAUCACACACACCCUCUUCUCCCAUGGGAUCAUUUGACAUUCAUUGUACACUCCACCUUUUAAAUGUUGUGCAAGGGAUAAAGGUUUGUGAUGUAAAAUUAAUUAGGUAUAUUUCACUUAUGCAUCCAUGAGAAUCUGCUUCAGAGGAAUGUAGGAAACAUGUACAGUGUGUUGAUGAUGACCCUGCUCAUAGGCUUCAAUGUAAACGCAUCAAUAAAAAUAAAUCAAUGGGAUUCUACACACAUGAUGCGUGCAGCAAGGACACAACAUGCACAUCAGUGAGCACUGGUGAUGGGGGCAUAUGUAUCACGGGGUAAAGACACAACAUGCACAUCAGUGAGCACUGGUG